Messenger RNA from Porites lobata, 2010 nucleotides. The record is from the annotation of a GenBank genome assembly. Lineage: Eukaryota; Metazoa; Cnidaria; Anthozoa; Scleractinia; Poritidae.
UAGUUCUUUCACCGCUUCGGCAUAAAAGGCUAUGUUUGUAGUUGGACGAAGGUGUCCCUCUCUGUACGGAAGAUCAGUGGCAAAUCUCUUAUUGACGCCAAAAGGUAAAGUUGUUACGUACUUGUAUUAAAUUUAAUUUAGCCCUGGGAAUCCCCCUCGAGGCAGUAGUAGCAACGGGGGCGCUCAAGUACAUUGAUUCAAUUAUAGUUUACACAGUAUUCCGCCAUGGAACCACCGAAUAGAGGAGAAUAGAGAAAAAUAUAAAACUGCAUGCACUUUACCAUUACAGUGUGUUCAGGUACCAAAGAGAUAGUUGAUUUGUUUUUUGUCAUGUAAAUUCGCCCUCUUUAGAAAGGAGAGGGAACUAGGCCGAAAGACUUAUGGGACGGUUACUAAAGACAGCGAAAAAAAAUGACCAACAUACAAUCAGCACAUCCCCAGUAACGAUCCCGGAAACAAUUGAAGGGUCUCUUAGAAAAUGGGCGCUUUUGACUGUUUACUAUUAAAGUCUUCACAAGUGCCCCUUUUCUAGGAAACCCUUCAAUUGCAGGACGCCUUUUGGCCCUUGCUCCCUUCUUGUUUGUAAAAUGGCGAAUGUACAUGUACCAACCAUGGGCAGAUUUAGAGGUGGCAAGGUUACUGACGCCCAACCCAAGGCUGUGUCUGCAUUACUGUUCAGGUUUGAAAAAAAUCUAUGAAAGUCUGUCUACCAGGCCUCAGUUGUUCAAACGGUGUUUAGUGCUAUCCCCUAGAUAGGUCUCUAUCCAGUGGAUGAUGCAUUAUUGCUUUCCCGCAACUUGUCUGCUGGUGAUUUAUCCAGUGGCUAGAGCUAUUCAAAAUUUGAACAACUGAGCCAAUUGCUGUAGCAGCUCUACUGCCAAUAUUAGCCUCGGUUAUAGCUGAUUGGCAUAUUAUUAUUAACUGGUGAUGUAACAGAUCUCCGUGUCUUAUUGCUUAUUUUUCUGUUAUUUUCUAACUGGUCCAAUCAGAGAUUUGAUAUUGCCAUGUGGCUGUUCACUUUACCUUAAAUCAGGUCUCUAGCCUACAUGUAGCUGUACCCUCACCUUCCCACCCCCUAAGAGAAAAUGAGGGAUUUUCCCUCCCUUCAAUUUUUGCAGGACUCUGACAAUGACCGGGUAUGUUGGCAGUGACUUUCAUGAGAGAAGAAGUGAGAACUCAACCCUGUGUAGGCAUAAGAGGUUUGAGCUCCUUUGGAGAGGCUACAAAAAUUUCGGGUUAUUAUAAAGAUCUCUAUGUAUUUUCAGGCUUGUUAAAAAUGCAGUUCUUUGGAGACAUGUCAGAUCAGUCAUUCUGGAACAAUUUUUAUACAAGUCGUCAAGGCAACAAACACUUUGAUUGGUUUGUGCAUUUUGAAGACGUCAGUGGAUACCUUGUCCCCUACCUACCGUCUCUUGGGAACAAUUGCCCUAUUCCGAGAAUCAUUGACAUUGGCUGUGGUACAUCAGAUUUCAGCUUGAAGCUUUUUGAUCACUUGAAAAGGAAAUGCCACAUAGAUCUAGUUGACUUUUCACCUGAGGCAAUUAAAAUCAUGCAGAAAAUUCUCCUUGAACAAGGUCUUCUCAAGAAAAGUGUCAAUCCAGAAGACUUUCCAGGCAUUGCAUGCCACCGAGCUGAUGCUAAGAAUUUACCAUUUAAAGAACAUACGUUCUCGCUCGCUCUUGAUAAGGGAACUUCAGAUGCGGUGUUGAAGGGAACUGAAGGAGAAACAGCCUUUGUGGAUGUGGUUCAAGAAUCAUUGCGUGUGUUAAAACCCAGUGGAAAGCUAAUUCAAUUUUCUGAUGAGCCUCCUGAAAUGCGACUCAGCCUCUUAGAAAAAGUCAAACAAGAGGUGAUGCACACAAACUUUAAGACAAAGAAUUGUAACCUACGUUUUAUAUGGCGAGAAUUAGAAAUUAACUCUGGUUUUCAGCAUUUUAUGUAUGUUGUCCACAAAGAAAACUGCUGAAUUAAAACUUCUGCUUUUAUCAUGCUUAUUUGGAGGGAGAGACU